CGAUUGCGGUUUCGCCCUAGAACUGUUUCCACGGCCCACACGCGCGGCCCAAGCAGGAGGAUCACUCCGCGAUGACCGAUCCCAAGCACAAAAGCACGGUCAACAUCACGACAGGGGCGCAUGUCCGCCGGCAGAUCCCGGACUGGGAACGCAAGUUUCAGUGCCCCCAUCCGCAUUGCGGCAAACGAUUCACGCGCAAGUUCUCCAUGACCGAGCACAUCAAAACGCAUACAGGCGACAAACCACACGAGUGCACAGUUGUGGGAUGCGGGAAGAAGUUUACGACGGCAGGCAACCUCGCGCGGCAUCGCAAGAUCCACGACGGGCUGUUCAACGACAAGGCAGACGCGUUGUCGCCGUCAUCUUCGUCGUCGUCGACGUCGAACCGAUUGGUGUCCAGGCGAUCGUCCGAGUCGUUCCCGCAGCUACAAGCGAGGACCCCGCCGGGUCUCUGUCACGCUGCGUCCAUCGACUUUCACAACCCCACACUUCAGAGCCAUAUUGAUUCGCACCAUCCCACGCAUCCCUCGUCGGCGAUCUCCGCUCAUUUGCAGAAACGUCGUGCAUCGCUGCCUGCCACUCUCCUUGGUGCACACGUGCGCUACCAACCUCCACACCACCCCGACGCGAUCCUGGGGAACAACAACGACGACCACCUUCUCUUUGACGAGGCAACAAUCCACCGAGCGAAGAUGGAUGCAAUCCGAGAUUUUGAAACGGGGCACAACCCCAUGAAUAAGUUUCAUCAGCACCACCAACAGCCUCAAACGUCAUACUGCCAGCAGUCGACGUGGAAUAUGCCGUCUCAGCAAUCAUGUUUCGGCAAUACGAACAACUACAUGAAGCACACGCGGAGUCAGAGCUUGACGCACCAGCAACUCCACUCGCACCUCCAGGCCAUGCAGCAGCAGCAGCCGUAUGGGUUCAAGUUUAUGCAUGGAGCCAACGGGUCAUCCCAUGAAAGAGGCCCACAACCCACAGACGUCGAUUUUCUCCUUCAGGAAGACGACGAGGACAACCAGAUGAAGACGUCGCCGGUCGAGUUGAAAGGGCUGCCGAGGCCAUCGCCGUGGUCGUCUUCCAGCGGAUACAAUGGUGGCGCGUUGCCGCAACGAUCGUUUGACCCCGAGAUGAUUCCACCCCCGCUGGAUUUCGACGGAAGCUUCAACAUGAAUGAUCCAUUCUUCGACGAGAACGCCAUCAUCGACAUGCUCUUUGGCGGCGACCGAAACGACCUUCCACAACAGCAGCACCCGACGCAAGUCGAGCCAACAGUCACGAUAUUUCACCAAGAACAACCAACGUUUGGCGGAAGGGCUUAAACAGUCAAAGGAGACGAUAGGUAGUAGCAGGUAGCGCACACCGGGUGUAGCACAGUCACGAAGGGCGCAGGUACACACGUGGUAAAUGGACAAAUAUACGUAAAGGGAUGAUUCAUUCACAAGCUUAAAUACAAUGGGUGGACGCUUCCAGAGACCUACAAGUCUGUUUUUGUCGAGUGGAUCGGCGCUGCUACAGGGAUGGCGACGUGGGCCGGUUGGACCAGCAGAUCACUGUCGCUUGUGGCUCGUCUCCGUUCCCGUAUCUUCGCAAGCAAUACCUCGCGUCGAGUCUUCCACGAGCAAUAGGCAUACGCUCCCAUGGCAACAAGCACAGCGAACGCAGAGAUGUACGUGAGGACGAGCACCGCAGAUGCCAUGCACUCUCUUUGCAGGUUCAACC
Molecule: messenger RNA, 1722 nt
Organism: Aphanomyces invadans
Lineage: Eukaryota; Oomycota; Saprolegniomycetes; Saprolegniales; Verrucalvaceae
Exons: 1
Coding region: 72-1322 (416 amino acids)
Biological process (GO): regulation of transcription by RNA polymerase II
Cellular component (GO): PcG protein complex; transcription regulator complex
Molecular function (GO): DNA-binding transcription factor activity, RNA polymerase II-specific; RNA polymerase II cis-regulatory region sequence-specific DNA binding
Source: RefSeq, a predicted model, not a curated record